Penicillium chermesinum is the source of this 216-nucleotide messenger RNA. RefSeq lists its product as uncharacterized. The transcript has a single exon. The coding region runs from base 1 to 216 and encodes 71 amino acids. The record is from RefSeq and is a predicted model, not a curated record. Lineage: Eukaryota; Fungi; Ascomycota; Eurotiomycetes; Eurotiales; Aspergillaceae.
AUGUGGAUGAUGCAGGUGGCCGACGUCCCAAGAAAUGCUCCGUUCUCGAUCGACGAAGGCUCUCAAAAUGUAAUCAAGUACCGAAAGGCACCGAAGCGCCGGGACCGCUUGCCCUUAUUCCUGAACGACUCUCAGCUUGUCACCGCUCCAUGCUCCACUCCAGCAGCCUAUGAUAUCCAAGACGGGAAAGUGAAUAUGGGGCGGCAAGAGGCCUGA